Molecule: messenger RNA, 3516 nt
Organism: Haliotis rufescens (red abalone)
Lineage: Eukaryota; Metazoa; Mollusca; Gastropoda; Lepetellida; Haliotidae
Exons: 2
Coding region: 2462-3427 (321 amino acids)
Source: RefSeq, a predicted model, not a curated record
UGACUGAUGUACAGACAGGUGAGACAUGACUGAUGUAUAGACAGGUGAGACAUGACUGAUAUACAGACAGAUGAGACAUUACUGAACAACACACAGGUGAGACAUGACUGAUGUAUAGACAGGUGGGACAUGACUGAUGUACAGACAAGUGAGACAUGACUGAUGUACAGACAGUUAAGACCAGACAGGUGAGACCUGAGAUAUGUACAUACAGGUGAGACAUACAGACAGGUAAGACCAGACAGGUGAGACAUGACUGAUGUACAUACAGGCAAAACUUGAUAUACUACUACUACUCAAGUUUUGAUAGAGAUUAGAUGUAUUUGUAAAUAUUUUCUUAACAUUUGUUUCUAAAGUUGACUGGUAUAUAUUUAUUUUUUGCUUGCUUCUUUCUGCUUUGUGCUAGUGUAUUGUUUUGAUGUUCUUUCUGUGAGUCUAGUGAAGGUAAGUUGUAGCCAGAAGACUUUCACCAAUUCUAGUUUGCUUCUGCUUUGUGUGUAAGCUCUCGUCACCUACUGUCUCGAUCUCAAUUAAUUCACUUUAUCAUUGUGAUAACAAACAAAAUGUUUUACCUCUCUCAUUGAAGUAAUUCAUAUGUAUGUAGAUCCAUUUCAGUUUACUUGGAUUGAUUGUGAUAAAUAUCUGUAAAUGUGAAAGUUGUGAUUUUUCAUGUAUGUUACCAGUUAGUAAUUUCUUUACUGAUCUUUUGAUAUUUACAGAUUAUGUUAAGAUCCAGUAAUGGACAACAGUUGAUAUUUUAAUUACAUUAAUUAAUACGUUACCACUGUUAUACCGAGGCUGUUGUCUCCCACAACUGCCCUUAUAGCGAAAUCUACCACAGAGAUUCAAUUACCUCAUGCAGCACGUGCGUAGCCACCUGAGCUGCCAUGUGAUACCCUUCACUCUUGUCUCAGCAAGACGUUCAAAGACUGCUCGGAAGCGUUCCUGUUUCUUCAUCCUUUGGUGAUAUUUAUUACUGUUUAUUAAAAGCAUAUAAACUGUAUCUAUUGAGGGCGUUUGCUUUAACUAUGCUUGGAAAUAUUUUUCCCGCCAAAAGGAAAAAAAAUUCCCGCCCUUUUCUCUAUAUACUUAGGGGGUGUUUUGUCUGCACGUUGCGUCUUACGUUCCCCUGUUAAAGUAUGUUUGGUUUUUUUUACAUCACCUAUUUCUCUCACGCUAAAAUAUGUGUAUGUUCUAUAUUUUCGCAUUACUCGUUUAUUUUCUUGUGAAAAUGUUCGUUGUGAAUAUUUGUGGCGCUUGUGUUGUAACCAUGUUUUGUUCUUUGUUUAUAGCUUAAACAAUGUCUGACAUGGACACUUCACCGUGCUCCACCCCCUCCACUCCCGCAACCAGGCGUUGCGCGCUGUGCCGCAAAUUUCUAUCGGCCCGUGAUUCCCACGGUCGUUGCCCGCGGUGCAGGGUUCCUUGCGGGGACACCCGGUGCGCCCUGUGCAACGGUCUCGGGCCUGAGGCGUUCGAGCGCUACAGGCUCUACGUGCAGUCUGUCUCCAUCCCUGAGGUGGCCGGCUCGUCCGGUCGGGGUCCCCUUGCGGGUACCACUUCCACGUCUGCAGCAGAUCCCCCGGCGGCCCUUGGGCUGACCGGGGACUCCGUUACCGCGUUGACUCCAAGCUGGCGUCCUUAUACCAAGAUAGGCCGCUGGCUGUUCUGUCCCCGGCCUCUUCGGUGGCCUUUCGGUUCGGACGUGGGGUCUUUCGGUGCGACGGGGGGGCUCCCGACGGGGUCACCGGUCCUUCCCCCGAACCGUUGGGUCCGCUAUCGGUUAAGGACUGGGUGGCCAUGCUUUAUGAACUCUUUGAGGACAUGCCCAAGCCCUUGCCAGUACCGCGUGGAAUCCACGGCUCCGUGGGUUCCGCUGAGGUCUACGAGGAGUCGUCCGACAAGGCUUUCCCCGCUUCAACCUUGUUGCGCGGUAUUAGGCCUUCCCUGGAGAAAGCUUUUGCAGCAGCCUCCGGUCGGGGACUCCCUUUGCACCGCCGUCAUGGAGAAAGGUUUCAUUCCCGGUGCAUGACCGCGGAGGCCCACGUCGAGCGUUUGGGUGUUCGUGCCCCACCAGGCUACCUUGCAGCAGUUAGACACCCUCGCUAGGCGCUCCAUGCUCGCUAUGUCGCACGGGGAUACCUACUUGGCAGCAGCGGCCAGUCUGGUCGAAGGUUCUCCCACGGACCAAAACCAGCGCAUUUACAACUGUUAAAUCGGUUUAAAUGCUUUGCUUGAGUACGUCGCCGGGGCUUCGGCCUUUCUUUCUGGCACGUGCCACUUCCUCAGACCGCAAGCGUACCUUGCCGCCUCCUUUCGCAGCCUUGGUCUGCACGGACCCUGUUUAAUAACAAGAUCCCUGGCGUUCUCAAAGAACAACAGGCUGCUGUGUCUGCUGAGGCCUCUCGGCACAAGCUGGAUCUUGUUGGGUCCUUGCAUCAACGCCUAGGUGCCGGGUGCCAUGAUGCUGCGGCCGGUAGGUCCAAGGGGUCGGGUCCUUCUUCCUCCGGGAGGGAGCCCCGCCCCGAGGACGCCGGUAAGGGCAAUCUGCCGCCCUUUUGCGGGAAGAAGGGACACUGGGGGCAGCCGAAACCGUCUAAGGACGGCAAGGGCUCCUCCAGGUGACUCUCACUGGAGGGGUUCGUAUGCCGACAGCGUCAACUUAGGUUGGCCCGUAGGCGAACCCGAGACACUCGACCCUGGACAGUUACGCCUGCCGCAGCCUGUCAGGCCUCCCUUUCCUUCCCCGGUAGGAGCCAGACUCCAGACUUACUGGGAGAAUUGGGAACAAGUGUUCGACGACCCCUGGGUGGUCAACAUGAUCCGGUACGGCUAUCGGCUAGAUCUCAAGGCGGAUCCGCCGCUCACCGCCACCCCGUUGGAAGGUUUCUAUUCGGAAGCCGAUCUUCCCAUCCUUGCCGAUGCCAUUGGCAGGUUGGUGGAGAAGAGGGCGGUACGGGAGUUAGCCCUACCAGAAAUAACACCAGGGUUUUACUCCAGGAUAUUUCUCGUUCCCAAGAAGGACAGUGCCGAACUCAGAAUGAUUCACAACCUGAAAUCUUUCAACGAGUUUUACCUACACAAACCGCCCAAGUUCGGAAUGUUGACCUUGGCGGACCUGAAAGCACUGAUCAUGGCCGCCGACUGGCUCGCAUCGAUCGACCUGAAGGAUGCUUAUCUGCAUGUUCUGAUUCAUUCGGACCAUCAUAGGUAUCUCAGGUUCGUCUUUCAAGGCCGGCGAAUGGGUAGCACUCCCAUUCAACCUAUCGUCCGCUCCCUGGCUGUUCACCCGGUUAACCAGCCCCCUUGUGGGGUUCCUCCACAAGAGGGGUAUCAGGUACUUCGCGUACCUGGACGACUCGCUAGUGGUCAAUCGAAUGACGGACACCCUGUCAAGCCACCUCGAUUUCGCACUUCAGCUCUUUGAGCAAUUGGGGUGGAUUGUCAAUCUCCCCAAGAGCGAGUUAACCCCCUCGCAGAACUUGAAGUUCAUCGGAGGUCGGUUCGACACGGUGA